AAUAUUUACAAUAGACCUUGUAAUAUUGACAAAGACCUGGUAGAGUCAGACAUCAAGGGAAAUACUCCGUGUAGUACGGAAAUCAACGAUAUAUCAGCUGCUACUACCAUUAUGAAAUCUCAAAUUGUGUCUGAAGAGAAGAAUAUGCCUGAAAGUCCUGAAUCAAUAUUUUUAACAAUGAUUGACCAGAUUGAAAACAAUACAGUCUCCAAAAUAAUUUGUGAAACCUGA
Messenger RNA from Cinara cedri, 231 nucleotides. Lineage: Eukaryota; Metazoa; Arthropoda; Insecta; Hemiptera; Aphididae. The record is from the annotation of a GenBank genome assembly.